Molecule: messenger RNA, 1314 nt
Organism: Leptinotarsa decemlineata (Colorado potato beetle)
Lineage: Eukaryota; Metazoa; Arthropoda; Insecta; Coleoptera; Chrysomelidae
Source: RefSeq, a predicted model, not a curated record
GUAUAAAACCAGACUCCUCUGAUAGGGAGUUUAGUAAAUUAACAGCCUUAACCCCUCACAGUGGGGCUCAGAAAUUCACGAUGAGGUGUUACUCGCUCCUGAUCGUUGUAGGGUGCUUUUUUGCCGUACCAUCUGAAAGUGGUCCUGUUAGUCUCUCACGUACGAAGAGGUCCUACCAUGAACCCGAAGGUUACUGGAGUAAGAAGCUCACUUGGAAAACAGAAUGGGUCAAAGUGUGGAAACAUGAAAAAAAGCUGAUUUGGAAACCUGACUGGAAAAAAAUUCAAGUUCCUAUCUGGAAGGAAAUCCAAGUACCCAUCUGGAAGGAAAUUCAAGUUCCUGACUGGAAAGUUAUCUCGAAACCAAUCUGGAAGGAGACCAAAGUGCCAGCAUGGAAAGAAAUCCAAGUUCCAGACUGGAAGGAAGUCCAAGUUCCAGCUUGGAAGGAGAUACAAGUUCCAGACUGGAAGGAGAUCCAAGUCCCAGAUUGGAAGGAGAUCCAGGUUCCAGCAUGGAAGCAGAUUUGGAAGCCAGUAUGGGUGGAAGUGAAAGUACCAGCCUGGAAAGAAAUCCAAAUACCUGAGUGGAAGCUGCAACACGUACCUGAAUGGGUCAAGGAAGGAAUUCAUGGAGAACACUAUUUGGGCAAAGAUCACCACGGCAACGAAUACACAGCACACGAUCUUUGGAAGAAGAAACUGAUAUGGAAACCCGUAUGGAAGAAAAUCUGGCGAACCGAGAAGAAACAGAUUUGGGUGCCGCAGAAAAAGAUGGAGUGGAAGUCUGAAUGGAAACAGAUCUGGAAGACCGAGAAGAAGCAAAUCUGGAGGACCGAAAAGAAGCAAAUCUGGAGGACUGAAAAGAAACAAAUUUGGAUCCCGAAAAAGGAACAGAUCUGGAGAACGGAGAAGAAAGAAAUCUGGAUUCCCAAGAAAGAACUGAUCUGGAAGCAAGAAAAAGUGCAAAUAUGGAGAACAGAGAAGGUACAGAAGUGGGUGACAGAGAAAAAGCAAAUUUGGAAAGAUGAAUGGAAACAAAUCUGGGUGCCCGUGUGGAAAACCAGAGAAGUGCCAGCGUGGAAGAAGAUUUCCAAACCCGUUUGGGAGAAAGUGUGGGUGAAGGUCCACCAUCACCACGGUUGGGACUGAACUGUGGAAAAAUAUGUUUCUGUAAAUAGCCUCUCUCUAUUCUCUACAGUACAAACUCUGUAUAUAUGACAGGUUCGCCAGUGUGUUAUCUCGUUAGGUUAAGGAUUUGUAAUUAUUGUUUGUUAUAUUUGUUUUAGUUGUAAAGCGAAUAAAAUUAAUUCUAAUA